Clarias gariepinus (North African catfish) is the source of this 3178-nucleotide messenger RNA. RefSeq names its product interleukin-1 receptor type 1. Gene Ontology annotation, molecular function: interleukin-1 receptor activity. The transcript is spliced from 11 exons. Bases 363 to 2126 code for a protein of 587 amino acids. NCBI's taxonomy places the organism in Eukaryota, Metazoa, Chordata, Actinopteri, Siluriformes, Clariidae. The record is from RefSeq and is a predicted model, not a curated record. Gene Ontology annotation, biological process: signal transduction.
GGCACACCCUAGUGUUUAGGGGUUCAGAAGGGUUCAGGACAUGCCUGGCUCUUCACUGAGCCACGUGUAUAAACAUCCAUAUUGUCCUGGCUUUACUUUUGUUAACUCUGACGCAGCUUAAAAUUUGACCGUCAGUCACACCGUGUACUUGGACACACCGAGUCGUGAGUCAUACGCGAGAGAACGCUCUCCGCUCUGCUUUUUCUGACUCAUUCCUGAGAUUGCAUUUUAUUUCCAAGAAUUUUUUUUUUCUAGUCAGCUUCUUAUUUCUUGAAGAUACGUUGUUUUGCUGUAUCUACUGAAUGUGAUAAUGGACUCGUCGUUAGACAAGUAAGCGCUGAUUUACAUGUAGUCCCCAAGUCAUGGAUCUGGGAGUUAUCGCUCUGCUGACUUCAGCCUGGGUCCUGAGUGUGUGUGCAGCAUCACAGAACGAAACUGCAGAUAUCUGCGUGGACUACGGAGAGGCGUUCGAGCGUGUGUUUGCAAUCCCAGACGAGGCUGCAUUAUUAAACUGUGAGAUAGUGAAGGUCUCUCCGCAGUUUCGUAGAAUCCCUUAUAACGUGACGUGGUUCGAUAAGGGGACGGGCCUGGAGCUCACGGGAGACCAGAAGCAUAUGGUACUACACGGUUCCUCACUGUUGUUCUUCAACAUCAACAUGGAACACCAGGGCCACUACCUAUGUGUUGUCAGAACGCCAGAGAAGUGCUACAAGCAGGUGAAGGUGUUAGUGGUGGACGAGAUGGCGCCUGGAGCAUGCCGUCGUCCUCGGGCCGCAGUGCAGCGGAUGAAUUCUGAUACCAACGACGACCUGAGGUGUCCUUUAAGGGACUAUGUCGACUUAGUGGACAGCUUCUCCAUAGACUGGUACAAGCUUCAUGUGCUCUGUCAGGGCUGUCAGCUGCUUCACCAAGACUCCAGGCUUCAAUUCACUGAAGACAACCUCGUGCUCCGCUUCCACCGAGCUACUCCCAAAGAUGCUGGGUUUUAUACCUGCAGGAUGACCUUUAACCUCACCGGAGUCACCAGUGUGGUCACAGAGACCAUCGAGUGUGAAAUCAUUGAGAAGAUAGAAGGGAGUCCUAAAAUGCUCGAGCCCGCUGAUGACGGUGUAAAAGUUGCUCCAGGUUCUGCCGUUAACAAGACAUGCCGCGUGUUUUUACCUGGCAAUGGAAUCCGUAUGACCUCGUUAAACUGGGACUUUAACGGUGAAUCCGUCUCCAAAAAUAGCUUCGAACGCAUCCACCAGGGACCCAUCAGUGAGCUGCAGGUAUCUAAGGGUUGGUGGGUGGAGCGCAGCUUGGUGGUGUCUCAGGUACUGUCAGAAGAUUUCCAUCAGAACUUCACCUGCAGUGCCAUAACCCAUAGAGGAUGUGCUUAUGGCAACUACACGCUCCAGCCUGCAGACCCUGAUCUGCUCCUGCCGAUCGGACUUCUGGCCUCCAUGAUGACUCUUCUUUUCAUCAUGGGAGUUCUGCUGUACAGAGAGUUUAAGGUGGAGCUUGUUCUGCUCUUCCGGACCCUGUUUCUCUUCUUUUAUGAGAGCACAGAUGGUGAUGGGAAACUGUAUGAUGCCUACGUGGUGUAUCCCCGGGGUCAAGGGGACACGUUGAGUGAAGCGGUUGAGGCUUUCGCCAUAAAGACGCUGCCGCAGGUUCUAGAGGAACGCUAUGGAUACCGGCUCUUUAUCCUAGGACGGGACAGUCUACCUGGACAAGCUAUUGCAGACGUAAUGGAGGAAACUAUGAAUCUCUGCCGACGAAUGGUGCUGCUGUACACAAGAUCAUCACUAAGCAACGCAGACGGUUUGUCAUGGUUCGAGCAGCAGACAGGCCUCCACCGCACCCUACUGGAAGAGACUCUGUCUGUGAUGCUGCUGGAGAUGGAGCAGCUCAGUGAUCUCUCCAUCCUCCCCGAGUCUCUGCGUCUCCUGCGUGAUAAGCAGGGGGCUGUACAGGCCUGGCAGAAAAAGCGGAGGUGGGGGUGCACAACUACGGCGGAAGAUGGAAAUGUUCCUCUUACGUCAUUUUCUUUGUCUGCUCGCUCCUGGAAUAAAGUGUGCUACUACAUGCCGGUGAGAGGCAAAGCCAAGCGUCCCUUCAAGAGAAAAUUGCUCCUGGAUCUGUGAAUAGUGACUUGGCUUUGAAACACUGGUGCUAAGUUUUGUAGGGAAACAGAGCUCACGGAUGAGCGAGGAGAAAUUGUGCACUCGAAGGAUGGAGAGCUGAAGUACCUUACAGUCUGCCUGAAGGAACGGAGGAACGGAGACGAUCACUCGCAGUUACAUUUCAACGGAGGAAAAUGUCCUGUAUACAAGAGCAAAGAGAAUCUUGCGCUUGAAUGGCGGCUUCUUCUGUGAGCUUCGAGUACAGCUUUUGGUGAACCGUGGAAGCACAAGUGGUUAAGCUGAGGCUUCCUAUUUAACUAAGUCUUGCAGGCAAGAAAUAAAUCAGACGGACCAACUGAAAUAUCAAAGCACAAUCGCACUGGACUCUAACACAGCCGAUUUUUCUGACAGUUCUGGUAAAAGUCUGGUGUGAUUCUCGGGGGUUUAGGCUGAAGAUGAAAAUCUUCUAUUAGCAAUAUUUGUUGGAACUCCAGUGUGUAUUAUCAUGCAGAUCUGUUCUAUCGGCAGCUUGACGCAUAAUUUUUUUCAGCUGAAGCCUCAGAUGAACUUAAAGUCAAUCACUGUGUGUAUUGUUAUUGUGUUGUAUGAUUGUGUUAUUGUGUAGAUGUUCUCAGGGAGGUGUGAAAACAUGAUGGAGUCAAAAACGCACACAAAUGAAACGCUCAUGUGCUCAAGUUAAAUGAAGUCCAUACUGUAUCUGUAGUGGUUAUGUUUAGUUAAGGUUGGUGCUCUUUCGUGAUAAUGAUAACAGAUGCAGAUGCAGAUGUGUCCAUAACAAAGCACAAAGGUCAGUUUAUACUUUCCAAAGAGGACAUGAAGUAGCUUUUAAACUACAUGUGAGCAGUUUUAGCACAAAAUGAGAUAAAUCCAUCAGGGCAGUUUGGAGAAAACAGUGUUUUUGUAUAAUCUAUAAAAAGUAUCACAAUAGGGAAUAUUUGUGCGUGGUCUAUCAGGGUCACACGUGUGUUAAAGCACAAAUGCCUAAUUAUUGUAUAGACAUUGUUGUGGUUAUAUCAUUGUGCAGCCUGAUGUCAGCCUGCAGUGUGUGUGUG